This is a messenger RNA of Phlebotomus argentipes, 1927 nucleotides long. Its product is annotated as retinal homeobox protein Rx. The record is from RefSeq and is a predicted model, not a curated record. The transcript has 6 exons. Gene Ontology annotation, molecular function: RNA polymerase II cis-regulatory region sequence-specific DNA binding; DNA-binding transcription factor activity, RNA polymerase II-specific. NCBI's taxonomy places the organism in Eukaryota, Metazoa, Arthropoda, Insecta, Diptera, Psychodidae. The coding region runs from base 146 to 1912 and encodes 588 amino acids. Gene Ontology annotation, biological process: positive regulation of transcription by RNA polymerase II.
GAUUGAACCAGGGAACACGGAAGUCUUGUACGUGAAGUUGGUGUGAUUUGCCGAGUGCGCGAAGAGAGAUGGAGAAAUGACAGUGAAUUUCCCGAGAGUGUGCUGAAUCCUUGAGGCGAAUUGUGCACUUUUGUCGUGGUGAAUUAUGGACAUAAAACCACUUUCGGAUGUGCAGAAGCAAACAUUUCAGUGUUUAGUGGACAAACUGAUUGCGAGGAAGAAGUUCACGGCACAGGAGGCGGAGGAUUUUCAGAAAUUGGUAGAAAAUGCCAGAAACUCGAGGAAUUUGCAGAAAAUAAUGGAAACGUUCAAGGAUAGUGGAAACAUUGAAGUGGACAAAAUUGAGGAUAGCUUUAAAGAAGAAAACAGCGUUUACAUUAAGGAUACUGCGAGAAAAUUUCCCGGCGGUCAAACACUCACUCCUCGUCACACAAUUGACGCCAUCCUGGGUCUGAACGCGGCCAGAAAUGGUGAUUCUUGCGGUGAGGCAACGGAGAAUCCUAAUCUGCGAUAUACACCAUUAAAUCACAUAAAGGGAGCUGACAAUCAAAUGCUGGCCAGAAACAACUUGAGUGGCUCGUUCAAUUUCCUCGAUGUCGAUAAGUACCAUCUUCAGCCGCAGCAGCUCAAUUACUCAGCAAAUCUCAAGACCGCCUCGAUGGACGCCAGCCCGGUGGACGGCGGCUUCGACGAGGUGUAUCCCGGCAGCAGACCCUUCUGCAAGAUCCUCACGCGCCAGAAUCCCUGCCCCGAGGACUACGACGAAGCGCUCUCGCCGGGCGCCGAGCCCGCGAAGGAUCUCUCGCCCAAGCGGAAGCACUACGAGGAUCUGGACAGCAACGGCGAGGCCAAGAAGAUGGUCUCGCUGGGUCACGACGGCCCAGAGUACAUGAAGACUUUCGGGAGGGACUUCGAGGCCAUGCAGGGCGACCAGAUGAUGGGCGAGGAGUAUCGCGUGGGAUCCACGGAUAUGCGAAACUCCAUCAUUGUCGAUGACGCGAACAGAGUCAAUGACGACUCGAGGCCCAACUCCAACGUGAAUUACGCCUCCAGUGACGAUCUCAACAGGACGAACUCCAGCGAACAGGGCGAGAAGAUCACCUCAGGAAGCGACGAGGAAGCUCAAGAUGACUCGUGCUCGAAGAAGAAACAUCGAAGGAACCGCACCACGUUCACGACUUACCAGUUGCACGAGCUGGAGAGGGCGUUCGAGAAGAGCCACUAUCCGGACGUGUACUCGCGCGAGGAGCUCGCCAUGAAGGUGAACUUGCCAGAAGUCCGCGUGCAGGUGUGGUUCCAGAACCGACGCGCCAAGUGGCGUCGCCAGGAGAAGUCCGAGAGCCUCCGCCUCGGCCUGACCCACUUUUCUCAGCUGCCGCACCGCCUCGCGUGCAACGGAAGCUCGCUGCCCGUGGAUCCGUGGCUCUCGCCGCCGCUGCUCUCCGCCCUGCCAGGCUUCCUGUCGCACCCGCAGACCGUCUAUCCCAGCUACUUGACGCCGCCGCUCAGCCUCACGCCGUCCAACAUCGCCAUGGGCAACCUGGGCCUCGGCACCGGCGGCAGGGUGAUGGGCGGCCAGAUGGGUGGCGGCGUGCGCAUCUCCCCGCCGGCGCACGUCGUCAUGCCGCCCGUCACGAUGGCGCAGAACCCACCGGCCGCCUCGCCGCCGCGCGCCGCCUCGCCCGCGCACAGCGUCUCCAGCAGUCCCACCACGUCGCCCAGCGGCCGCCCGCCGCCCGACGCCCAGCCGCCAGAGAUGGACGCGCCGGCGGACGGCCGCGCGCUGCCCAAGGACUGUGCCAUCAACAUGACGAUGAACAACGCCGACAUUCGCACCAAUUCCAUCGCGACGCUGCGCAUCAAGGCCAAGGAGCACCUGGAAAGCAUCAACAAGGGCCUCACGAUGGCCUAGAUGAGCCAAGAGAUA